Messenger RNA from Lytechinus pictus (painted urchin), 1386 nucleotides. RefSeq lists its product as uncharacterized. The coding region runs from base 70 to 1386 and encodes 438 amino acids. Gene Ontology annotation, molecular function: zinc ion binding; nucleic acid binding. The transcript has a single exon. NCBI's taxonomy places the organism in Eukaryota, Metazoa, Echinodermata, Echinoidea, Temnopleuroida, Toxopneustidae. The record is from RefSeq and is a predicted model, not a curated record.
CAAGGUAUAUUCCAAUCUCAUCUCAAUAAAACAAAUGAUAGAGAGAGUUCUACAGAAGUUGAGAGUGAAAUGGAGUGGCGAAAAGUGGAGAGAAAAAAGAGAAAGGCAAGUACAAGAACUAUAAAUGAAGAUGACAAAAGAGUUAGGAAAGGAAGUUUCGAAAACAAAGAAGGGUCGUGUUCAAAUCGUAAAAAAGGUAAGGAACAGAAUAUCAGAAAUGAGAAAAAAUCUAUGAUAGUAGAAAUAAGAGAUGUUGGUGAGAAAUCAUGCAUAAGCAAAAUAAGCCCAGCAAGACUCAUUAAAGAAAUUACCUCGAAGUAUGGAGAGGUGAGUAAAAUUACAAAAGAAAAGGGAAGCCUGAAAGUUACUUGUAUUGAUGAAACACAGAUGAAAAAGAUUUUAGAAAUGACUGAACUAAUUCACACCCCUGUAAAGGUUGCACAAUAUCUGCCCAUAACUCAAAUCCGCGGUGUUAUUCAUAAAGUAGAUACCCUAAUCACGGAGGAAGAACUAAAUGAGCUCCUGAAAGAACAAGGUGUGACGUAUGUAAAGAGAUUCAAUAAAAGAAUAAACGGUGAAUUAUCACUAACCCCUUCUGUUCUACUAGUAUUCAAAGGGCCAAAUCUUCCACAUCAUGUCUCCUUUCUAUACCAAAAAUAUGUAGUUGAUGAGUUUGUCCCUACUGUAACAAGAUGCCACAAAUGCCAGCAAUUUGGGCACAUCCAAAAGAAUUGCAAGGGUCAUUUAAGAUGUGUAAGAUGUGGUGAGGCCCACACUUUUGAAAUGUGCCCCAAUAAAGAUCACCCAAAAUGCUUGAGAUGUAACCUUAAUCAUUCAGCGGCCUAUCAAGGAUGUACCUAUUAUAAGGAAGCAAAAAAUAUUCAACAUGUCAGCUUGCAAAAUAAUUUAACUUAUGCUCAAGCAACAAAAAUAUACCAUCAAGAAAAAAGAGAAGAAAAUCAUUCAAAAGAUCGUGAUUCAUCAAACAAGAAUAUAAUCAAACCCCCCAAAAGAAAGAAAAUCCCUGAUCAACCGAAUACUUCGGAAGCUGACGUAGAACAAAUACCAAUUACGGUAAAGAGGUCGACCAUAAAAACGGCGACCAUGUCCACACAAACAGAAACGGCGGAAAAGUCUGUUCAGACAGAUGCGCAAGAAUUUACUUCUAAUCAUAGGCCUAAUGAAGCAGAAGAAUCUGGGCCUGUAAUUCCCGCAUCCACAGAAAAUGCUAGAGUCGACUUUUUGGCUUUCAUCACUUUUAUUGUAAAUAACCUUGACAAAGAAACUUCACAUUCAAACAGAAUACGAUUAGUGGUUGAUGCAGCCAAGCGAUGCUUAGACAUCAACGAGGUGUCUCCAGAGAUGAUCCACGAUCGUCUUCAGUAA